CAGGGAGAUCCCAGGCUGUCCUGGGAACGGCACGGCACGGGACGGGAAGGGGGCGGUGGCGGCGGCGCCUGCGCCGAGCGCUCGGAGCUGUCUGGAGCGGCGGGAUGCUGCGCGCCGGGCUGGGCAGAAGGAGCGGGUGCUGCGGAGGGCUCUGGAGGAGCUCAGCCGGCGGCAGAGCCCUGAGCGCUGCCUCUGCCUCCCCUUCCCCCGGCAGCGGCGGCGGGGCGCGGAGCGGAGCCGCUCCCCCGGCAGAUCCCAGUAAUGUAAAGCCAUUGGAUGGUGUGAAAAUUCUUGAUUUAACAAGGGUUCUUGCAGGACCAUUUGCCACAAUGAAUUUGGGAGAUCUAGGGGCUGAAGUUAUCAAAGUGGAAAGACCAGGAGCUGGUGAUGACACAAGAGCCUGGGGCCCACCUUUUGCUGGGACAGAAAGUGUUUAUUUUCUCAGUGUCAAUAGAAAUAAAAAGAGUAUAGCCAUCAACAUGAAGGAUUCAAAAGGAGUAAAGCUAAUCAAAGAGCUUGCGGCAGCAUCUGAUGUUUUUGUGGAAAACUUUGUCCCUGGGAAGCUGGCUGAAAUGGGUCUAGGUUAUGAAGACAUAAAAAAGAUUGCUCCUCACAUAGUGUACUGUUCAAUAACAGGUUAUGGUCAGACUGGUCCAGUGGUUCAGAGAGGUGGAUAUGACUCCAUUGCUGCUGCUGUUUCUGGUCUCAUGCAUAUCACAGGGCAUGAGGAUGGUGAGCCGGUUAGACCAGGAGUAGCAAUGACAGACCUCGCUACUGGGUUGUACACAUAUGGAGCAAUUAUGGCCGGCUUACUUCAGAGGUAUAAGACGGGAAGAGGACUACACAUUGACUGCAAUCUCUUGUCAACUCAGGUUGCAUGCCUCACUCAUGUAGCAGCUAAUUACCUUAAUUGCAAAAUUGAAGGAAAACGCUGGGGUACUGCUCAUGGGAGUAUUGUUCCAUAUCAGGCAUUUAAGACCAAGGAUGGCUACAUCGUGGUGGGAGCUGGAAAUGAUCAUCAGUUUGUCACUGUGUGCAAGAUCCUGAAUUUGCCUGAAGUUAGUAAAGACCCGAGAUACAAAACUAAUACACUCAGAGUCCAGAACAGAAAAGAACUUAUUGACAUAUUAUCAACCCGGUUUUCAGAAAAAGCGACGAUGGAGUGGUUGCAGCUCUUUGAAGGGAGUGGGGUUCCAUACGGCCCAAUCAAUAACAUGCAGCAAGUGUUCUCAGAUCCUCAGGCAGGUCCAUAUACGAUUGCUGAUGAAUGUAACAAACAUCCACACAGUUGUUAUGGAAACAAUGGCAGUGGAAAGGUUCUUGGUAUUUUUACUCCAUCAGUCUCCCACUUAUGGCACACAGUGCUUGAAGGUACUGCACAAUGGACUUGUGAUGGAAAUGAAUCAUCCAACAGCUGGGAAGAUAGCUGUUCCAGGACCAGGUGUCAGAUACAGUGAAUUUGCUGUGUCACAUCCAAAGCCACCGCCACUUGUUGGACAGCACACAGUGGAGAUACUGAAGAGCAUGCUGGGCUAUGAGGAUGAUGCUAUAGAAGAGCUGCUUCGUACUGGUGCUGUGGCUCAGCAUGAGGUCAGAUAAGGAACAUUAGCUACAUUCCUUCACACUGAGCUCACACUACUUUGUCCUCUCUUUGCUCCCUUCAGUUUCCCUAAUGGGACUCAAAGAGAAGACAUAAUUUAAUUCCUAAUUUUCUUCCACGUGUGUUUGUAUGAUUUUAACACUGAUGUAUCAAAUAAACAAUCUCAUGCUGUC
Molecule: messenger RNA, 1773 nt
Organism: Oenanthe melanoleuca
Lineage: Eukaryota; Metazoa; Chordata; Aves; Passeriformes; Muscicapidae
Gene: SUGCT
Product: succinyl-CoA:glutarate-CoA transferase
Exons: 15
Coding region: 105-1457 (450 amino acids)
Molecular function (GO): catalytic activity
Source: RefSeq, a predicted model, not a curated record